CGCGGGAAAGCACCACGCACCGAGGACGAGCUCUGCUUCGUUGAUAUUUGUUGUAUAGCAGCAUGAGCGUUCGCAUAACUCCACCGAUUGAGACUAAAAAUGGCGACGGGGAAGAGGAGGAGGCGCCGCCUAAAGCCGAAUUGCCGUACAAUUUCGAAAAGGAGCUUAUAGAAAACCAAAAUCGCCACUUUUGCGGACAUUACACAUUCGUGCCAUGCACAUUAGUCGAACCGCUGACAACGAAGUUCUACGCGAGACACGAUCAAAACACUUUGGAUGACGAAAAGUAUGCGAAGUUCGUUAAGCAGUGUGGCAGAAGGCGUGCUCGGGGCAUAUUGCCGCAUCUAUCUGGCGAAGUGUAUGGUUGGCUGCCGGCAGCUCUGGGGGACAGUGUGAAGGAACUCAACUUCAUUUGUGCACCGAAAAUUCGCACCAAUAUGACAAUACAUGGCGAGCGUGUAGUCAGUGAGCGCGUGACGGAGCGACCGGCCUUCAAUGGACUGCGUUUUAUCGUUUGAAAUUUUAUUUUGUACCAAAAAUAAAUAAAAUCGCAGCAAAUUUA
Molecule: messenger RNA, 562 nt
Organism: Bactrocera tryoni
Lineage: Eukaryota; Metazoa; Arthropoda; Insecta; Diptera; Tephritidae
Exons: 2
Coding region: 63-518 (151 amino acids)
Source: RefSeq, a predicted model, not a curated record